AUGAAUUAUGUAAUUAAAUAAACAGAAUAAUUUUUAAGGGCGCUUAAAACAUGCCAUUCUAUUGAUUAGAAUUUACAUUGUUACUUUUCAAAUGAGGGUAUAUUAAAAUUUAUAUAAAUAUAGGAAUUUUAUUAUUAAGCAACUAUGAAUAGUUUGAGGAUGUUGAUACUAAAAAGCCCACUUUUUUUUGUUAUUUCAACUCUACUUCAUUUGAAUAAGUCCAAACUAAUUCAAUUCAUUUCAAAAUGCCUUAAACAUUGUCACCUGAUCUAUAAAUCAAACUUUAAAAGCUAAACGCUUCUUUAGAUAAAUUAGUCUUUGAAUUAAACAUUCUAUAACUAUAUACUAGUUUAAAACCUUUUAAAAAAUAAAUUAAAAGAAUAGAGAUUUAAGUUUAUUACACUAUUUCGCAAUUGAGAGUCAUAUAAAAAUUUAAAAUGAUUGUAUUUUUUAAAGAUUCAUUUUUUACUAUCGAAUGUCCAAUUAUAUAGUUGGAUGAAAUUUAAUAAAUGGAAUUGAUAAGAAAAUACAUGGAAAACAGAAGACAUUUAGAAGUUUUAGAGGUUGAUUCAGAAAUCUCUGAAUACUUAAAUGACUUUAAUUAAAAAGAAGCUAUUUAAUUUAUUUUGAAAAGAAAUAGCAUAGAAAUACAUCUAAAUAGUUAAAAGCAAGAAACUACUCUUGAAUUAAAUAGUGGAUUUUUAACUUAAUAUAAAUUUGAUGAUUUCACAAAUAUCUAUAAAAAUGUUAAUACAAUUAACAUUGAGCCAAAUGUUUUAACUCCUUUUCAUGGAUAUGGAUUCAAAAUUUCAAUUUCAAAAGAUGUCAAUCAAAAACCUAGGAUAUUUAUAUCUUAAGAUUGGUAAGAUCAAAUAAGUAUGGUAUUGAAAUCAAUUACAAGUCUUGUUAAGAAAAUAAAAAUUAUCUCAAUUUUAGAUGAUGAUUGCAAUGAAGAUGAAUUGUAACAUUUAUUUCUAUUAUAAUUUAAGAUUAGAUAUUAUAGCUGAAUAUUAGACUGAUAGAGUUUAAGAGUAGGAAUGCUAAUAAAUUGAAGAACAAUAAGUCAGAAAAAAGAUUAAAAUGAAUUUAAAAAGUUGA
Molecule: messenger RNA, 1098 nt
Organism: Paramecium primaurelia
Lineage: Eukaryota; Ciliophora; Oligohymenophorea; Peniculida; Parameciidae
Source: the annotation of a GenBank genome assembly